AGAUGGGGAGGCGGAUUAUUCCUUCCCUCCCGCUACCUCUCUGACACUUGAACAUGCCCUCGACUCGUUCAGCCGCUUCCCGACCCGGUGCCACUCUAAAAGCGACGACUGAGCAAAGCCUCACGCUGCCGGGCUACUACUGGUCGCUCCCGCGGAAGGUGUGAUUUGAACUGAACCCCAUCCCGAGGCGGAAUGAUGUGCCCUUCACCACAAACGGGGGAAAUGGACCGCCACUGGGAUAGAAAUCGGUCGGAGAGAGGCAGGAUUGGCCAGAUCCUCACAGGAUCCGUGUGAGACCCGACUCAUAAACGGGGCAGUUGGCGCCAGCAGACCGACCAAGGGAAGAGGAGAGCCGGGGUGUUAUUAAUUGGACCAGAGAUCGCUGGAGCUGCCCAAGACAAGAAAGCAUUGCUGCAGCAAGGGAAACGAUGUCAUAGUACCGAUUAAACUUGUGCAACAGGAUCUGUCAGACAUGGCUACAGUCAGCACACAGCGGUCGUAUCCAGCCCUUCACAGACUCUCGGUCAGAAACAACGAUGAAGAUCUGGAAAGGAUAGAAAAUGGCAGCAGCAGGACCCACUCGUUGUGUGAAGACUCGUCUUCUGAGCUUCAGGCGGUGACGUCUGCAGAACCUAAAGACCAGCAUGAAUCCCGGCGGAGUUCUUUCACAGGCAACGGAGCUUUUGCCAGGCUAACUAAUUUCAUCAUUGUGCUGAGGAACUGGGCCACCCAGCAAAUCCACGAUGAAGACCAGAGACCAGAUUCAUUCUUGGAGCGCUUCCGGGGACCAGAGAUAAAGGAUGUAUCAAGCCGGGAGAGUAACACGCAGUCAGCUGCAGGUGAUCCUGAGCACCAAGGAAGGAGUAAGAAAAAGAAAGAUAUAUACAUUAUUGAUCCUGCAGACAAUCUUUACUAUCGAUGGCUGUCCGUUAUCGCAAUGCCUGUGAUGUACAACUGGUGUAUGCUUGUGUGCAGAGCUUGUUUUGAAGAACUUCAAACAAAAUACCUUGCUUUAUGGUUGGUGUUGGAUUAUGUAUCAGAUACGAUCUACAUCGUGGAUUCAAUUGUAAGGUUUCGAACAGGUUUUCUUGAACAAGGAUUGCUGGUCAAAGAUGCAAAGAAAUUAAGAGAUAAUUACAUGAAGAUGCCUCAGUUUAAGUUGGAUACCCUCUCCCUUUUACCAACAGAUUUAGCGUACCUUACAAUGGGACUGAAUUACCCUGAGGUGCGAUUUAAUCGUCUGUUCCGCUUCAGUCGAAUGUUUGAAUUCUUCGAUCGUACAGAAACCAGAACAAACUACCCUAAUGUAUUUCGAAUUGGAAAUCUUGUUUUGUAUAUCCUCAUCAUCAUCCACUGGAAUGGCUGCAUUUAUUAUGCAAUCUCCAAAUCAAUUGGGUUUGGUGUCGAUACUUGGGUCUAUCCAAACAUAUCCCACCCUGAAUAUGGACGACUUAGCAGAAAAUACAUCUAUUGCCUUUACUGGUCCACCUUGACCUUGACCACCAUUGGAGAAACCCCUCCUCCAGUAAAGGAUGAGGAAUUUCUGUUUGUGGUCAUUGACUUCCUGGUGGGAGUACUUAUCUUUGCAACCAUUGUUGGUAACGUGGGCUCCAUGAUCUCGAACAUGAAUGCCUCUCGGGCUGAGUUCCAAUCCAAAAUUGACGCCAUCAAACAGUACAUGCAGUUCCGUAAAGUGAGCAAAGACCUGGAGGUCAGGAUCAUUAAGUGGUUUGACUACUUGUGGAUCAACAAGAAGAGUAUAAAUGAGAAAGAAGUGCUCAAGAACCUACCUGACAAACUAAAAGCUGAAAUUGCCAUCAAUGUCCACUUGGACACACUAAAGAAAGUCCGAAUUUUUGCAGAUUGCGAAGCUGGCCUCUUAAUCGAGCUGGUGCUAAAGCUGCAACCACAGGUGUAUAGCCCCGGAGACUACAUCUGCCGCAAGGGAGACAUUGGCAGAGAAAUGUAUAUCAUCAAAGAGGGCAAACUGGCGGUGGUGGCUGAUGAUGGGGUAACACAAUUUGUGGUCUUGAGUGACGGCAGCUACUUUGGGGAAAUCAGCAUCUUAAACAUAAAGGGCAGUAAAGCUGGGAACAGGCGAACAGCCAACAUUCGAAGUAUCGGCUACUCCGAUCUCUUCUGCCUCUCCAAGGUUGAUCUGAUGGAAGCCCUGACUGAAUAUCCGGAUGCCAAGAAGAUUCUGGAAGAAAAGGGACGUCAGAUUCUGAUGAAGGACAAUUUAAUAGACGAAGAAGCAGCAAAAGAGGGGGCAGACCCGAAGGACCUGGAAGAGAAAGUGGAAAGAAUGGAGGCCUCCCUGGACACUUUGCAAACCAAGUUUGCCAGGCUCAUGGCAGAGUACAAAUCCACACAGCUCAAACUGAAGCAAAGGAUCACAAAGGUGGAAAAUAAAGUAAAGAACUUUGGCAGUGGAUACCUGUCUGAUGGCUUUGACAGUGCGACUGACACCGAAGAAGGAAAAUGACGGUGACAGCCUAGAGGACAUUCUUCGCUUUUCCUACCAUUUUGAUACUAGGAUUUACUGCUACGAAAAUAAAUUAUUUUUUUACGGAACUAUAUAGGUAUAGUGUACACCAAAAAUAUCAGCUAGUAUUUAAUUAACACAGAUCUGCAAUUAAACUAUACAAACUAAAAUAUGACACAGGUUUCACAUUAGCACCAAUUAUAGUUAGAUUUAAAUGCUUCUGUUACAUCAGAGGGAUUUAAAAAGGAGAGAGGAAGGAGAGAAAGAGGAAUUAUAUUAUGUCGAUCAACACUGUGAAGUAAAGACAGAAGCAAAGUACACCAAAUUAAUGUUUUGACAUCUGUGCUGUUGAAGUUUUUGUAUUGGAGUUGCCUUGUUAUUGUGUGGAAUUUAAAUGUUAAACACUAAACUUAUUUAUUGCCCAUUAUGCACUGCUGUUUAGGACAGCAAUGAAGGUCCUCCAUCUCUGGCAGUGUUCAGGGCUUCCCUCGUCACGUCAGUAGCUCCCUCUCAGUUUUCACUACUGUCAGCCAUGCAAGUCCUGGGUGGAGACUCAGGAUUACCAUUGCACUCAGAUGUAGAAGGAUUCUUUAUUGCUGCUUCUGUAACAAUAUUGUUUUAACAGUCAGGGCUGUUAGCCCUGAGCUGAACCCCCAAAUCUGGAGGACCAGUGAACCUUAGUCGGGCCUCUACCCUUUGCCCUGUUUGACAUGGUUGACGCCACCUGGAGCCAAAACACAAGGCCCUUACUCCAGCCAACAUGGCUCUCUGGGUCAUUGAGGCACACAAGCCUCUAAACCUAAUGUGAAGGCUGUGGUCCUUUUGGAGGUAUAUCACUAAUUCUCAGCACAAAAUAGGCCUGUUGAAAGAGUUUCCACCUUUUAAAAGGAUGCAAAUGCCUCCCUGCUGAACCUCAGCAAAAAUUAGGCCUGUUGGAAGUGUGUCCGGCUUCUAAAAGGAUAUGAAUGCCUCCCUUUAAAUUUAAAGUGGGUAUGACUAAUGAAUGACAUGAUAGCUUUCUGCAGCUGAGUGUUAAACACUGCAAGGCACCACAAACAAACACAAUUGCGUAUCAAUUAUUGUCAUUUAAUUUCUCUGAGCAUCACCCAUCUUUAUCAUAUAAAAGAGAACAAUGCAACAAAUCAUGGCAAUGUAAACCAGUUGCUUGAUCUCUUAUGUUUGCUGUAUUAUGCCUUUUAACAAAUAUCAAAGUAAUAAAUAUGGCCAGAAAGAGCCAGUUAAUCACAGCUCCAACUGUGGGAUUGAUCCUCCGGGAAAGAAGUUCAGUGCAUUAAAGGUAGUCCAAGAAGCAGCUGAAAGAUGAACCAGCUGGGUCAGUGCAUCUCGUUGCUUUGCACUAAGUAAAAAUGAAAAUAAAUUGCUAUGAUUUGGGAUCAAUAUCUUGAGAAAUGGUUCACCCAGGUAUUAUUUAAGAGCUUGGGCAUUGUCAGAUAUGAAGAUUUUCUCUCAUUCUUUUUAUGUAUUGGUAAAAUGAAAUCAUUUUAAUGUAUUUAUUAUCCAAAGAAUAUCAAUAAUUUUUGUGGUUAAAAAGUGAUUUUAGAUUUUCAUUUUAAAUUACACAUUUGGUUUAUGCCCAUUGUAAGUGUAACAUUAAAAUAAGUCUUACAACUUGUCGGUUUUUGUAUGAAUUGAAAUAUGUUGUCAGACAUUCUUUUUUGUUACUGUUUAAUACAGUUCAUAUCAAGAUGUGCUGGCUUAAUUUUUUUUUGCUCACUAUCUUCCUUCCUAGCUUUUUUAUUCAGACGGAAAGACUACUCAGUUCGUAAAGCUAUUGCUGGAACCAGUAUUUCAAAGAGGCUCCUGAGUUCAGUGGAAAAUGUACAGAAACUGAAAACUUGGCUAUCAUAUAUAUUUUCAUACUGAUUGCUCUUUCAUGUUAAUUAAUGAAAGAAAACAAAGAUAGGUUGAAGUUUCCAGUGAGAUGUAUUACUGAAAAUCUGUUUUCUGAACAACGCACCUAAAUACCAAACCAUGGUCUUUCCAUGAUCAUGAUUGCUCUUGGCAAUAUGUUCUACGGAAGUGAUCCUUCCCAUUAUCAAUACUCUUCAGAGAGUGUCUGCCUGGCGUUAGUGGUAGCAUAACCAGGAGUACGAUAUGUACCAGCUGUUUGUACAACCAACUGCUCCCAUAGCUGCACAUGAUCCUGAUCGGGGGGUGGGGCAUGCUAAGCAGAUGCCACACUUUGCCCAUGGGUGACGUGCAGGCUAGAGGAGGGAAGGAGUGCCUUACACCUCCUUCGGCAGAGACAUAUUUCCACCCCGCCACCCCAGCCAUAUUUGAUUGAACUGCAGAGGAAUGUGAAAAUUUCCCUCAGUAUCUCUUUGAUUGCUGAUUGUUAACUCUCAACAACACUAAAAUAAUUUGUGGUUGUAUAGCUGGUGCAGAGUAAAUAAAAUAUUGCAUGUUUAAAUAAAUUCCACACAUAAAAAAAGGAAUAAUACACUACAAAAUAAUUUGGCAAGGGUUGUGGACUUUGCAGGACAUACAUUGUUUGUAAUGUAAUUAGUUUGAUGGAGGGAUGUGGACAUGGUGUAGGUAGAAGGUUGGAUAUUUUUUAUUUGCUUUUUAGCUGGUUUGACACAACUUUGUGGGCCAAGUGGCCUGUUAGCAUGCUGUACUAUGUUCUAAUAGACUUAGUGGAGGAUUGGUGAUUAACCAAUUAAUGACGAAGUUCAGAGGUACAGACUGAUUUAUAUAGCACCUGUCAUGAGCAUAGGAAGCACGCUAUACCUAAUCAGGUAUACUUGAAGUGAACUUUCCCACUGCCUAGUGUAAGAAAUGCAACAACCGUUUUGUGUUCAGAAUGGUCACACACGUAGGAAUCCAAUAAUGACCAGUACUUUGGUUUAAAGGCAUCAGUAUUGGGUAUUGUUGUACCAAUUUAGGAACAGUGGAUUGUCAAGAGAGAUGGCGAUGACAGAGAGAAGACUCGCUUUUAGCUGGUGCUGUGUGCUUGAACUCAACCACCCAGCAAGUGAAUGAGACAUGGGAGUGAGGCAAAACGAUUACUGGCGAAGGCUAGUAGUGGAAGUA
Hypanus sabinus (Atlantic stingray) is the source of this 5539-nucleotide messenger RNA. It is a transcript of the gene cnga3a, whose product is annotated as cyclic nucleotide gated channel subunit alpha 3a. The record is from RefSeq and is a predicted model, not a curated record. Bases 473 to 2485 code for a protein of 670 amino acids. NCBI's taxonomy places the organism in Eukaryota, Metazoa, Chordata, Chondrichthyes, Myliobatiformes, Dasyatidae. Gene Ontology annotation, cellular component: intracellular cyclic nucleotide activated cation channel complex; plasma membrane. Gene Ontology annotation, molecular function: intracellularly cGMP-activated cation channel activity; cGMP binding; protein-containing complex binding. Gene Ontology annotation, biological process: monoatomic cation transmembrane transport; potassium ion transport. The transcript is spliced from 8 exons.